Messenger RNA from Elgaria multicarinata webbii, 831 nucleotides. It is a transcript of the gene MANF, whose product is annotated as mesencephalic astrocyte derived neurotrophic factor. Gene Ontology annotation, biological process: neuron projection development; dopaminergic neuron differentiation. Bases 46 to 588 code for a protein of 180 amino acids. NCBI's taxonomy places the organism in Eukaryota, Metazoa, Chordata, Lepidosauria, Squamata, Anguidae. Gene Ontology annotation, cellular component: endoplasmic reticulum. The transcript is spliced from 4 exons. The record is from RefSeq and is a predicted model, not a curated record.
UAGUGAGAACCGAGCGAGCGGUCGAGGCGGGUUCUGAGAGGGAGGAUGCGGGCGGCCAACGGGCUCUGGGCGGCGCUGGCCUUGAUCCUGCUCCCCGGGGAAAACCACGCUCUGCGGCCCGGAGAGUGCGAAGUGUGUUUGACAUUUCUGGGAAGAUUCUAUCAGAGCCUACAAGACAAGAAUGUUGAGUUCACACCAAACAGUAUUGAAAAAGAAAUUUUGAAAUCCUGCAAAGAGGCAAAAGGAAAAGAGAAUCGUCUGUGCUAUUACAUUGGAGCAACCAGUGAUGCAGCCACUAAAAUGAUUAAUGAGGUGUCCAAACCCCUAAGUAAUCACAUCCCUGUUGAGAAAGUUUGUGAGAAGCUGAAGAAGAAAGACAGUCAGAUCUGUGAGCUGAAGUAUGAUAAACAGAUUGACCUGAGCACUGUGGACCUAAAGAAGCUGAGAGUCAAAGAAUUGAAGAAGAUUCUAGAUGACUGGGGUGAAACAUGCAAAGGAUGCGCAGAAAAAUCAGACUAUAUUCGGAAAAUCAAUGAACUGAUGCCUAAAUAUGCACCCAAAGCAGCCAGUUCGCGGACAGACCUCUGACCACCAUAGUGGCCUCUAGCACAUUAGCAAGUCUCAGACAAACUAUGUUAAUCUUUCUAUUUUCUUUCCUGGAAAGCUGUUUUUGUAACUUAUUUAACUGAGUUUCAAGUGUCAAAUUGGAGCGGUUCUUGCAAUGCUGAUUCAACUGCCUCAUCACAUCUCAAGUUUUUAUUUCUCUUGCCUCUGAUUUAUGUUAAGACAUUGUCAUGUAUGGGGUUUUUAAAAUAAAAGUUAUGAAAUCUA